This is a messenger RNA of Spodoptera exigua (beet armyworm), 4194 nucleotides long. Lineage: Eukaryota; Metazoa; Arthropoda; Insecta; Lepidoptera; Noctuidae. The record is from the annotation of a GenBank genome assembly.
AUGUCUCCGCUGCUGAUCCUGGUCUUGGUGACCCUCAGCCAGGGGCUCCCACAGAAACCGAACUUGGACGCGAUCCUGAACAGAAGGACCGAUGUCUACAUCGCAGGCUUCUUCCCAUUUGGCAAGGGCGUGGAGAAUUCAAACACCGGUCGAGGGGUGAUGCCGAGCGUGAAGUUAGCUCUGGAUCAUGUCAAUGAACACGACUCUGUGCUGCGCAACUACCGGCUGCAUAUGUGGUGGAAUGAUACUGAGUGCAAUGCAGCUGUCGGCGUGAAGUCAUUCUUCGACAUGAUGCACAGUGGUCCUCAUAAGCUGAUGCUUUUCGGGGCGGCGUGCACCCACGUCACAGACCCGAUUGCCAAGGCGUCCAAGCACUGGCAUCUAACUCAGCUCUCGUACGCGGACACCCAUCCAAUGUUCACGAAGGAGGCCUUCCCCAAUUUCUUCCGCAUCGUGCCCUCUGAGAACGCUUUCAACUUGCCCAGGAUCAGGUUGCUGCAGCACUUUAACUGGACGAGAGUUGGGACUAUCUACCAAAAUGAACCCAGAUAUGCUUUGGCUCAUAAUCGUCUGUUAGCUGACUUGGACAGCAACGGCUUCCUCAUAGAAGAAACACAGAGUUUUGCGACGGAGGUGAAGACUGCGCUGGCUAAGCUCAAAGAAAAAGACGUGCGGAUCAUCCUAGGAAACUUCAAUGAGACUUGGGCUCUCCAUAUAUUCUGCGAGGCGUAUAACCUAGAAAUGUACGGGCGAGCGUACACCUGGCUUCUCCUGGGCACCUACAGCAAUAAAUGGUGGAUGAGACACGCGCCCUGUUCCAAGAAGAACCUAACUGCAGCGCUAGAUACUACCAUCCUAACCGAUCUACUCCCACUUUCCACCACAGGGGAGACGACGGUUUCUGGAAUUACAGCAAAAGAUUACCAAGUGGAAUACGACCGCAGAAGAGGCCUAGAGUAUUCCAGGUUCCAUGGCUACACUUAUGAUGGUAUAUGGGCGAUGGCGUUAGCGAUCCAGACUGUUGCCCAGCGAGUGAGGUCCAAAUACAAAGAGAAAACUGUCCAGGACUUCAAGUAUAGAGACAAGGAGUGGGAACAGCUCUUCCUGGAUGCUCUCAGCAAUGUCACUUUUGAAGGUGUAACGGGUCCAGUUCGUUUCUAUGACAAUGAGCGCAAGGCCUCGAUCCUGCUGAAGCAGUUCCAGGGAGAAGGGACGGGAGAAGUGAAAGUUGGAGAGUACUGCGCGGAGAGAGACCACCUCGACCUGGUCAGCGGAGAGCCCUUCAAAUGGUUUGGCAAAAACCCUCCAAAAGACCGCACUCUGAGGCUGAUAGAGCACACGCAAGUGAACAUCACCAUCUACUCCAUACUGGUGUCCUGCUCCGUGCUCGGUAUCCUGCUCGCCACAGGAUUCCUUGCUAUGAACAUACACUAUAGGAACCAAAGGUACAUUAAAAUGUCAUCUCCUCACCUAAACAAUCUGAUCAUCGUAGGGUGUAUGCUGACCUACCUGAGUGUCAUCUUCCUCGGUCUCGACUCCAGCCUCAGCAGCAUCGCGGCAUUUCCGUACAUCUGUACCGCCAGAGCCUGGCUUUUGAUGGCCGGCUUCAGUCUGGCUUUCGGAGCAAUGUUUUCCAAGACCUGGCGAGUUCAUUCCAUCUUUACUGAUGUCAAGCUGAAUAAAAAGGUUAUUAAAGACUACCAACUGUUUAUGGUGGUGGGUGUGCUUCUAGCAAUUGAUCUAGCGAUCAUGACCACCUGGCAAGUUUCGGAUCCUUUCUACAGGGCAACGAAGCAAAUGGAUCCUUAUCCACAUCCUUCGAGUGAAGAUAUUGUCAUCGUCCAAGAAAACGAGUACUGUCAGUCAGAAAGAAUGACGAUUUUCAUCGGAGUCAUUUAUGCUUAUAAGGGACUAUUACUAGUCUUUGGCGCCUUCCUCGCGUGGGAGACACGCCACGUGUCAAUCCCAGCCUUGAAUGACUCUCAGCAUAUCGGCCUAUCAGUAUACAACGUGCUCAUCAUGUGUAUCAUGGGAGCUGCUAUCACUCUCGUAUUACAAGAUCAUAAAGACGCAUUGUUCGUCCUCAUUGCCAUCUUCAUCAUUUUCUGCACUACGGGAACGCUAUGUUUGGUGUUUGUUCCAAAGCUAUUGGAACUACGCCGUAACGGGCCAGGUGGUGCAGGUACAGGCCGCAUCCGGGCUACACUGCGACCUGCAUCUACGCAUGAGUGCCGAUCGCCAGGGCCUGAACUUGAACGCAGAAUGAAGGAAUUACGACAAUAUAAUAAUCGUUACCGUCGUACGCUACAGGCAAAAGAAAAUGAGCUGCAGAUGCUACUCAGUAAACUUGGCAGCGAUGCGAGCUCAGAGUCGUCUACAACGCGGGACUCUCGGUCACCAGCUCCUUCCAGAACCAGACUUCCAGUGCCCAAGGAGAACAUUAGUCACCCAGAAACCAGUGACAUCACAUCAGUAUGCAGUCUGAGUGCGUCAGCUGGUGCUGAGGCAGAGUACAUUAACCUGCAAAACCAGCAGAACAUUGAGAAAACAAAGCCCUCAGCGCCUCCAGAGCCUCUCAAAGACCCACCACCAAAGGAACCCAAAAAGGAACAGACAAAGAACGUCUCCUUCAAGAACCACUUGGACUACACCAGUCCACCUUCUUCCAAAGCUGUGCCUGAGAAAGAUCAGCUUGCGAAGCUUCCCUAUGGGGGGUGGAGUGCAGAGGAACCAUCAGAGCCACCGAAAUCCAUGAAGGUACCAGAGCCAGCGAGAGCGGAAGCGAAGACAAUACCAGCUCUGAAAACCAGUGACACUCCAACUGUCAAAUCCAUGCCAGCAAAAGUUCAGGAACCAAUGUAUACAAAGGCUGCCACACCUAAAGUUAAUAAGACUCCUGAACUUCAAAAGAAAGUCGUUAAGACGCAAGAUUCUUUAUCAACAAAGACCACGCCAUCGAGAGACCACAAGCCCCCACCUCGGGGCCACAGGCGGAUGUCCAGUGUCAGUCAGGCAGCUCUUCUGACUGAUCUGAUGCAUGUGUCUGUAGAUCAGGAUGACUUAGAACCACCUCCUGGAAUGGAGAGAAAGGUUAUAGGUCAAGAAAGAGAUCCAGUGCCUCUCAUAAAACCAAAGGUGGAACCAGAAGACAUUUUGGAUGUGGACCAUGAUUACUCUUCGACAGAAAGAAGAAAAUCAUGCCAGAGAAGAGACUCAGAAAAAAGGAAGAAAGAGUUCAUAGUAGUGCAGAGUGACUUAUGGGAUACAAACACGUUCCAGUACACCUGUCAGAAGUCUCCUCCAGCAGGUGAGAGCGCCACAGUAAGUCACCAUCACUCUCCAAUGCAGAGAAGUGUGUCAGAAAAGAGUAGACAAUCACAGUCUUCACCCCAUCAUCACAGGGAAACUGACACGAGAAGCAUGGAAAGGAGAGCUUCAAAUGCUUCUAUAAAUUAUGGCACUGGGACCGGUACGAGAGGUGGUACCCCUGAAGGCUAUCGGGAAGCGGAAACCCUCAGAAUGACAGAUAGGUUAUCAAAGCGACGAGGCUCUGAGUUUCCACAACCAGUCAGCACACCUCCACAACAGGCUCCAGCCAAAAGGAGACAGUCUGCAGCUCAUGUCAGAUCUUAUCAAGAAGAGAGAAUGGCAAGAGAAGAAGAACGAAAGUCAAAGACAGAGUCGACACCGAGAAGACACGAUGACAUUCCCAGAAAAUCUGUGCCAGAACCUGUUCUGGAGACAGAAACAUGGAAACCUGAUCCUGACACCAUUAGAAUGGUGAAAACACAGGAUUCUCCUGCGAAGAGGCUGAGGCAGGAAGCUGAGCCUUUGAAGAGGGCAAAGGGUGUUGGGGAUUCUCCAAGACUGACCCAAGCCAGUCACACGCCGAGACCUGAUCACCAUAAGAGUAGUCCCAAUGUUGCGUCAAGGCACAAAACGGAUUCUCCUAGUAAACGGGAAGACCGAAAGUCUACCGGCUACAGGAGUGACUCCAAACGGCAAGAAUCAGUAGACCAGCGUAAGAUGUAUACGGCAAGUUCGGAAUCAGAACUUUUCGAGUGCGCCAUCUUACCUAUCUUCCACAAACUUCUCACAGAAAGGCACAAGAGCCAACCACACGGACUUAAUCUCAGUUACGGUGUUAGUUGUCCAAAUAUAUCGAUAAAGUGCGAUAUAGUUGAGUAUUUGUAA